Oreochromis aureus is the source of this 1079-nucleotide messenger RNA. RefSeq lists its product as uncharacterized. Gene Ontology annotation, molecular function: protein dimerization activity. Lineage: Eukaryota; Metazoa; Chordata; Actinopteri; Cichliformes; Cichlidae. The transcript has 3 exons. The record is from RefSeq and is a predicted model, not a curated record. The coding region runs from base 46 to 795 and encodes 249 amino acids.
GGAAGACGAAGCUUUCUGUUUUUCCUGGCCUUGUUUCACAAGAUAAUGCCACAUGUAGACAUGCUGUAUAACCACCUACAGAAGAGAAACAUCGAUUCUGUCACCAUCGCAGGGAUCACCCAGACAUUCAUCAGCCGCAUGCAGGCUAUCAGGGAGGCACUUCCUAAUCUGGUUGUGGAUGAGGAGUACAGGGGACCUGUUCAAGACCCACCCACAAAGAGACGGAGAACAUUGGGGGAAGACAGGCAACACCAUUUGGCACUGGAGGUGUGCGACACCAUUAUGAGCCAUGCCAAGGAGAGGUUUUCUUUCACCAAGCACCUUGUCAGCGCCACUCUGUUGCAAGGAGACUUGUUCCAACAACACAGCAAAAAUUUUCCAGAUGCAGCACUACAAACCACAGUGGAAGCCUAUCCCUCAUUGGACAAAGCCAGACUUAAAACAGAACUGUCCCUGAUCUACGACAACGAGGAGUUUCAGAGUUGUAGUGGUGCGCUGGCGCUCUAUCAGGUUCUGAUGGAAAACAACCUUCAAGACACAUUCACCGAAACUGUAAGUCUUCUUAACAUCCUCAUCACCACACCAAUGACAACAUCAGAAUCGGAGAGGUGUUUCUCUACUUUAAAGAGGAUAAAAACUUUCCUGAGAAACAAUAUGGCUCAGGAUCGGCUCAACGCUCUGGCUAUGCUGUCCAUAGAGAAAAAACUCACACAAGAACUUCCUGAUUUCAACACCAGGGUCAUCGAGAAAUUUGCCACUCAGAAAGACAGACGAGCAAAGUUCUUGUACAAAUAAGAACCCUUAACCAUAUUUACUCUCUUUCUCCAUCCCUCUCUCUUUCUCUCUUUAGCCCACCCCCCCAAUCAGUUUACAGUUGUUGUUUUCAAUAGUUAUUUUUCAUUCAUUCAAAAAAAAAAAAAAAAUCUGUUCAUGUUCAUUUUUACAAAUCUAUACAAAUGGCCAGAAUAUGGUUGUUCAUUUUAAAUUUAAAUUAAAAUUGUGUUGUUUGAUGUACUCAUUAAAUGGGUCAUUUUAGUCGAUAUCAUAAAAAUUGCCCCCCCUGAGAUUUUUUUCAGGAG